CUAAUCUCUAAAUAACGGUGAUGCCAAACGAAGUCUCAGACAUUCCUUUGAAACAAAAAUAUGGCCAAUGCCACACAACAUGAAAACUCUCAUUUCACUUUGCAUCUUCUUCAUGUUCUUUCCUCAUGGAGGGGCAUAUGAUCCCUUGGAUCCGACCGGGAAUAUCACGGUAAAAUGGGAUGUAAUGUCGUGGACACCCGAUGGCUAUGUUGCGACCGUGACCAUAAACAACUUUCAAAUGUAUAGACAUAUUUUGAGCCCGGGGUGGACCCUGGGCUGGACGUGGGCUAAGAACGAAGUCAUUUGGUCCAUGGUGGGUGCGCAGACCACAGACCAAGGUGACUGCUCCAAGUUCAAAGCCGCAAUACCACAUUGCUGCAAGAAGAGCCCCAGUGUGGUGGACUUUCUUCCUGGGGUGCCCUACAACCAGCAGUUCUCAAACUGUUGUAAAGGUGGGGUCUUGGCUUCUUGGGGCCAAGAUUCGCAGUCGUCCGUCUCUGCAUUUCAGGUCAGUGUCGGCCAGGCGGGAACCUCCAACAAGACUGUUAGAGUACCUAAGAACUUCACCUUGCUUGGCCCGGGAUCGGGAUACACUUGUGGCCCUGCAAAGAUAGUCCCAUCUACUAAAUUUUUGACUUCGGAUCGUAGGCGAAACACACAAGCCCUUAUGACAUGGAAUGUGACAUGCACAUAUUCACAAUUUCUAGCACGUAAGCACCCGAGUUGUUGUGUUUCACUCUCGACGUUUUACAACGAAACCAUAACCUCGUGCCCGCAUUGUGCUUGCGGUUGCGAAAAUCGAAACAAGUGCAUCAAGAAGGACUCACAAAUGCUAAGAAUGGUUGGGGUAAAUACGCCAAGGAAAGACAACUCGCCAUUGUUGCAGUGCACACAACAUAUGUGCCCUAUAAGAGUUCAUUGGCAUGUGAAGAUCAACUACAAAGAAUACUGGCGCGUGAAGAUCUCUAUAACAAACUUCAACUAUAGAAUGAACUAUACGAUGUGGACUCUCGUCGUUCAACACCCUAAUCUCAAUAACGUGACACAGGUUUUCAGCUUUGAUUACAAACCACUCGUCACCUAUGGAUCCAUCAAUGACACAGGGAUGUUCUAUGGGAUGAAGUUCUUCAAUGACUUGUUAAUGGAAGCUGGGGAGUAUGGGAAUGUCCAGUCAGAGGUUCUUCUGCAGAAAGAUAAGGACAGAUUCACCUUCAAACAAGGGUGGGGGUUUCCCAGGAAGGUUUACUUCAAUGGAGAUGAGUGCAUGUUGCCACCACCUGAUACUUACCCCUAUCUACCCAACUCUGCCCCCUGCCUAAACCUACUCCUCUUCUCACCAUUAAGUUAUUCAAGUCUUUGGCUGCUUUUUAUUUUCUUCUGAUCGAAAAACCCCUCUCGUCAUAUAGAAAUUUUAAAGAAGCAAUGACCCCGUUUACAGGAUUGGAUGAGACUUCUAUUCCAGAAAUGUAUUCCGUCUCCAACUGUUGGAUUGUCGCCGCGUGUACUUAGCAAUGGCCAGUUAAAUACACGCAACGCCAAUCCCACUGCUGAAAUAAAAAUGGAGUAAAAGUUUGGAAUAAUAGAUCUCAUCCCAAAUCCCCAUGGAGUGGACAUGGAGGUAUACACUAAAAACUUCAAGUAAUGAGAAUUUUUGUACCAUUACAUUACUAUGAUUGGUUUGAAGAGCACAGAGAAAUGAGCUAUUCUAUGUUA
Molecule: messenger RNA, 1713 nt
Organism: Cuscuta campestris
Lineage: Eukaryota; Viridiplantae; Streptophyta; Magnoliopsida; Solanales; Convolvulaceae
Source: the annotation of a GenBank genome assembly